Molecule: messenger RNA, 2408 nt
Organism: Lasiosphaeria miniovina
Lineage: Eukaryota; Fungi; Ascomycota; Sordariomycetes; Sordariales; Lasiosphaeriaceae
Product: arginyl-tRNA synthetase
Exons: 4
Coding region: 212-2140 (642 amino acids)
Biological process (GO): mitochondrial translation; arginyl-tRNA aminoacylation
Cellular component (GO): mitochondrion; cytoplasm
Molecular function (GO): arginine-tRNA ligase activity; ATP binding
Source: RefSeq, a predicted model, not a curated record
CAUAUAGAGUCGCACCUGCUGCCUGAGUCAGUGUCAACCACAUACAAGUACCAAGUAAUAACUUUACAGUAACCGAAUCACUGGUUGGUCGCUCCUGCCUUCAAGUCUUCUAACCACGCAGUGCAAUCCCAGCGCAGUUCCAGCACUCAAUCAGGUUACCUAAUCUUGUGGCCCUCUUACGAGGACCUCCGAACCAUUGCCAGCCUCGGCAAUGGCAGUCGAAACGCCGCAAGUCUCCGUCGCUGGAGCAUCACCCUCGACCAAUCCGCUCGACGCGUUUCGAAUCGCCAUCGCACGCGAGCUAGCGCGCAUCACGAAUCUCAAUGUCGGCUUCAUCUUCGCCGCCCUCGAUCGGUCGAGCACCUUCGAUAAAGGCGAUUUGGUUCUUGCCGUGCCUCGCCUUCGCAUCAAAAGCGCCGACCUCACUCCUACAGCCCAGGCAGAGAAUUUGGCUUCCCAGUUCCGCGUCGAAAACUGCCCCCUAGUCAAGCAGCCAAUCGCCGACGGCAUAAGCCUGCAAUUCUACAUGAACCCUGCUGCUCUGCCCGGGAUUCUCCUCCCCUUUGUGCUCCAGCAUGGCAAUGACUACGGCUCGGAUCGUGCCAUUGGCCUCCGAAAGCCAGCCGCUUCCAGCGCGGAUAACAGUACUGGCAACAUCGACGAAGACGAUGCAAACCGCAAGACAGUUAUCGUCGAGUUCUCUAGCCCUAAUAUUGCAAAGGAGUUUCAUUUCGGACACUUGCGCAGCACUAUAAUUGGCGCUUUCCUCGCCAAUCUCUACGAGAUUUGCGGUCACCGCGUCAUACGAAUGAACUAUCUCGGCGACUGGGGCCGCCAGUUCGGUCUGCUGGCUUCCGGCUGGGAAAAGUAUGGAGACGAGGCAGCAUUUGACCGCGAUCCGAUCCGCCAUCUCUUCGAGAUAUACGUCAAGAUUAGCGCCGACUUUAAGCCUGAGGAUGUGGCGUACAAGGAGGCAAAGGCUCGAGGCGAAGACACAUCGGUUCACGAGACUCAGGGCCUGCUCGGUGCCUCGAAAGCAUACUUCAAGCGAAUGGAGGACGGCGAUCCUGAUGCGCUGGCCCUAUGGGAGCGGUUCCGAGCCCUCAGCAUUCAGCGUUAUGAGGCGACCUACGCUCGGCUCAACAUUCGCUUUACCGACUACUCGGGCGAGUCCAAGGUGCGCAAAGAGACCAUUGCUCGCGUGCUGCAGGUCCUUGAAGACAGAGGCAUAGCGGAGCCGGACGGAGGAGCCUUGAUCGUCGACUUCGCCAAGCACGGCAAAAAGAAGGUUGCCACGGCCAUCCUCCGAAACCGAAACGGGACCUCAAACUACCUUCUCCGCGACCUCGGCGCUGCUGUGCAGCGUCACGACGACUACACUUUCGACGAGAUGGUCUACGUGGUCAUGAGCGAGCAGGAGGCGCACCUCAAGUGGCUGUUCCUAACCAUGGAGCUUAUGGGCGAGCCAUACACGGCCCUGUCCAAAAAGAUGAAGCACAUCAGUUUCGGCAAGGUGCGCGGCAUGUCUACUCGUCGAGGCACGGUGGUGUUUCUUGACGACGUGGUCAACGACGUAACGGAUUUCAUGCACGAGCAGAUGCGUGGCAAUGCGACCAAAUAUAGCGAGGUGGCGGAUCCGGCGCAGACGGCCGAGGCCCUAGCCGUAUCCGCUAUCAUGGUACAGGACAUGCUGGGGAAGCGGGCCAAUAACUACAGCUUCGAUCUACAGCGCAUGACCUCCUUUGAGGGUGACACGGGGCCGUACCUCCAAUACGCGCACGCCCGGCUCUGCUCCAUCUCGCGCAAGGCUGGCUUCACCCGCGACGAUUUGCUGGCGACGCCCUCCGAUUUCAACCUGCUUCUCGCCGACUCCUCCUACGCUUGCGACCUACUCCGCGUCGUCGCCCGUUACCCCGACAUGGUCCGCCAAGCCAUGAAAACUCUCGAGCCCACGACCAUCUUGACUUACCUAUUUGCCUUAGCCCACACCCUCAGCUCCAGCUACGACCAUCUGCGCGUCGUCAAUCCGCCAGAGGGCCCCUCCAUGUCACGCGCCCGGGCCGCCCUGUAUGGCAGCGCUCGUCAGACCUUGCACAAUGGCAUGGUGCUUCUUGGCUUGACUCCAGUGGACCGCAUGUGAAAACAAGCCUCCUCCAUUUCUUGGCUAAGAGGCUAAUGGCGUGCGAGGCGCUGUGGAAUGCGGGCCUCCCCCUCCUAGAAGAGAUUUUCGCUGCAGGGACAGCCCCUGCCCUCUCCAUCAUCUGUUGCUAGCUUGCUGCAAGUUCGGGUUCCUCCGAGUCGCCGGGGUCGAUAAUCCCGAAUUGGGAGCAUUGAACCGCGGAAGUAGAGACGGCAAGUGGCCGGGGUUGGGUGGUCUCGAUCACUCUUUCGCCGCCGAUAAGGGCUGA